GACGACUGCGCCUACGCCGUGGAGCGCCGUUCACUCGGGCGCACUUCUACAUCGAACGUCAAACAUUACGCGCGCGAUAUAACCAGGGCUCUUCUUUUUUUUGUGAAGAUUAAAUCUCGUGAUGGAAAAGGAGCACCAACCAGACUCCAUGGCAACCAUCACCAUGAAACCGGAAUACCCACCAUCUGAAGUGUACAGCACGUCGGAACCCCCACCGGCGUACAGACAGCGAGUGUCAUCAUCAGUACAAAUAGCUCGGAUUGCGGCGCUGACGGUGGUGGCAGCCUCAUUCAUCCUGGGCGCGUUCAUCCUCGCCUCCAGCUGGGUGUCGGCUCGCGCCUCCUGCCACCAGCUCGAACAACUAGAUGCUAUGCUCGACAAAGAACUGGCUCUAGAAGGACGAGCGUAUGGAAACGACGCCUUACUCGCGGACGAGCCUUUGCCGAUAAACAACGCGCACGCGCUGCACGGCGUGCCCCCUUCGUCUGCAGCUCCGGAGACGUCUUCGGCGUCCGCGCAGCCGGCGCCAGUCCCCGCCAACCAGCUCAAAGAUGACGCACUUAACCACGCCGAGUCUAAGAUCGACGAAGACAAAUUACAGAAAAUCGACGAUGUGAAUGACGCGCCGAACUCAGUGAGUGAUGACAGCUCGGAGUCGGACAGCUCUGCGGAGGAGGAGGACGAGCUCGACGCCGUCAGGCCCAUGCUCAAGCUGCCCAUACAGUUCGACCUCGACGAGCUGGCCGGAGCCUUCCUUGCCAACAACCAAAAAGGUCGCAUGAACUGUGUGGUUGAGAGGCGCCAUGACGACCCCAUGGAGAGACGAUUCCCCUUCAACAUCCUCGGUGCGUUUGCACCUCGCAGCGCGCACGCAGAGCGCAUCGCCAUCAUCUGCCACGGAGGAGACGAGCCUAGGCCAAUGAACUUCCCUGAGCCACAGUCACAGGUGUUCGCGUUCCCCCUGACUGGCCCAGUCCGUCUGCCUCUCCGCCCACAGCCUGAACAUGCGCCCGCGCCUUCAGCCGGCCCUGCGCCCCCCGCACCACGCAUGUCUCCCUUCGCGCCCCUGUCUCACAGACAACCACCUUUCCCCCUGCCCAUGCCUUGGGACUCUUCUGAGGAGCAAAUGGGUGGACCCCGUGAGAUGCGCAUCCAUGUCCAGCGUGUGAUCGCCAUCCCCGCGCCCCACAACAUGCCACCACCACCAGAGACCAUGGGACCCUUCGCACCUCCCCCACCCCCACCACAGGGCCAUGACCAGAACGAACAAUCCACCGUUCUUCACCAGUUCGUUCCCCAAUCAGCUCCCACUCAAGAGCUCGACCAGCCAGAGUCUUUGAUGCAGGUCCAGAAGAUCCCGAUGGACGGUGGCGCGGUUCAGAUGAACUUGCCCUGGAACCUGAGCCCUGAGGAGCUCCACAUGAUCCACCGCACCGCUGAGGACGCUGCCGCCAACCAGCGCCGUGAACAGCAGAUCGACAAUGACAUGCAGGAGGUGAAGACCAUCGUGAAGACUUUGGCGGCUGCAGCGGAGGCCGAGGCCGAGGCUGAGGCGCGUGCGCAGGCCGAGGAGCAGCAGAACGAGCCACGACCUGACCUCACGCACUCCCCCCGCGCACCCCGCACCCUGCUCCUGCCUCAGGACAUGCCUUCUGACGAAAGGCCACACUAUUUGCAGCCCCGCUCAGUUCGCAGCGUAGACGCUUUGGUGAAGAGCGAAAAGCGCGUGAAGCGUUGCGCGUGCAGCUGCGGCAACUAGGGGCGUACCAACGAACGCGCAGCGCGCGUUAUAGCGCAUAGCGCUUCUUUCCGUCCAUUUUGUCAAUCUCCAUUAUAUAGUUACAGUUAAUGAAACCUUUUAGUUAACAUAAUAACGGCUUGUCUCUAACAUUUCUGUAAAUAAAGUUGUUAAUCCAUGAGCUUCCGAUAAUGGUUUUUAAUUACCUGUCGCUGCAUAGAGGUUGUAUUUAUGGGAAAUUUUAAUGUUUGUUAAAUAAUUAUAAAUUUUAUAGUUGGUUUGUUUCCUGUUUCGAUGUACCAAUGGAUUUCUAUUAUCGACUGUAGUCUUGAGAAUGCAAUAUGUAAGGUAUAAUAAUAGUUUUAACCUUAGGUACGUGUGUGUAGGUGCAUACGUGCAUGUUGUAAUUGUGAGGGUAGGGUAGGAGGAGGUCGGCGAUGCAACAUCCAUCUGAAAGAUUAAUUCACAACCUCGAACACUCUGUUCUGUUUGUUAAUUGGUUUUAGAGGGAAUACUGAUUGUUAAGAUAAGAAUAUUUGCAUUUUUUGGGGUUAAUAUCGAAAUGCAUUUAUUUCAAAAGGAACUCUUUAACCUUGUUUGCAUACACCUUGCUCCUUAAUUAACUAGUGGUGAUAUUGUAAAAAAUUAAAUCAAACUUGUAUUCUAUUAUUGUGAUCCUAAAUUAAAUUUGUACUAGUUUUA
Spodoptera frugiperda (fall armyworm) is the source of this 2440-nucleotide messenger RNA. It is a transcript of the gene Msr-110, whose product is annotated as WW domain-binding protein 11. The transcript is spliced from 11 exons. Bases 122 to 1759 code for a protein of 545 amino acids. Lineage: Eukaryota; Metazoa; Arthropoda; Insecta; Lepidoptera; Noctuidae. The record is from RefSeq and is a predicted model, not a curated record.